Messenger RNA from Arabidopsis lyrata subsp. lyrata, 1702 nucleotides. Its product is annotated as putative pentatricopeptide repeat-containing protein At1g43010. Bases 69 to 1556 code for a protein of 495 amino acids. The transcript is spliced from 2 exons. Lineage: Eukaryota; Viridiplantae; Streptophyta; Magnoliopsida; Brassicales; Brassicaceae. Gene Ontology annotation, cellular component: mitochondrion. The record is from RefSeq and is a predicted model, not a curated record. Gene Ontology annotation, molecular function: protein binding.
CUUAACCCUCACGAACCAACAAUAAAACUAAAUCACGUAAACCCUAAAUCUUCUCCCAAUCGUCAGAAAUGUGCAAGACACAGAUUCUUCAACAACACGCGAGACGUAUUCUCGCUCACAGUAACAGGAGUUGUUUGUUUCGCUCAUACGGAACCGUAUCGGCUGCGGAUCAAAAUUUGCCUAGUCGGAUCGUGACAAAUUCAAAUCAAAAUGCACACAUCACUCCAAUGUUAGCGUCAUGGCAGAAACAAGGGCAUCAAGUGAAGCCGUCUGACCUCAGAGGCUUCAUCAAGAAUCUCCGUGGCUCCAAUCAAUUUUCUAAAGCUCUUGAGGCAUCGGAGUGGAUGGGUGAACAAAAGGUUUUUGAUAUUGUUCCAGAAGAUUAUUCAGCUCGGCUUCAUCUUGUUGAGAAUGUUCUUGGCUUGGAAGAAGCCGAGAAGUUCUUCAAAAGCAUUCCUAAGAACAUGACGGAUUAUUUUGUCUACGCCACUCUUUUGAGCUCUUACACGAAAUCUGAGAAUACAUUAGAUAAAGCUGAGGCCACGUUUGAGAAGAUGAGAGAGCUUGGAUUCCUCUUGAAACCUUCACCCUUCAACUCGAUGAUUUCUCUCUACGGUCAGCUCCAAAAACUAGAUAUGGUCGAGAAGCUUGUACGUGAGAUGCAAGAAACCAAGGUGGAGUGUGACAGUCCCACGGUGAACAAUGUUUUGAGGGUAUACGCGGACACAUGCAAGAUAAAAGCGAUGGAGACGUUUAAAACGUGGGUUGAUGAGCAAGGAAUCAAACUAGAGGGAGGUACCAUCGUUGCAAUGGCAAAGGCUUACCUUAGAUCUGGUUCGAUAGAAAAGGCGAUAGAGAUGUAUGGUAACGUGGCAGGGAGUGAAAAAGAAGUGUACCGUCUUUGGGAUGAGUACAAGAAAGAAACAAAGGUGAAUGAUAAUGGAUAUCGAACAGUUCUUAGCUCUUUGUUAAAGCUGGACAAUGUACAAGGAGCAGAGAAGAUAUAUGAAGAGUGGAAACCGGAAGGACCGAAGCUGGAUAUGAGCAUACCGAGUUUACUGCUUUCCCGGUAUUACGCUGAAGGCAUGGAAAUAAAUAUUGACCAAAUGGUAAAGUCUAUUAGAAAGAAGAGAUAUGAGAUGCAUUUAAAGAAGAUAAAAGAACGUUUGAUCUUUAUAAGGAGGGUGAUUGUUGUCAUGGGAUUGAAGUUGAAGGUUGAGCAAAUGGUAAAGUCGAUUAGACAAAAGAAGUUGAAAGAACCCUUGAUCUUACUGGAGGCGAGGGAAGCGAAGGUUAAGGAGAUGGUAACGUUCAUUAAGAAGAAGAGGUUUGGGAUGCGUUUACACAAGUUAAAAGAAUCUUUAAUCAAACUUGGGCAGAUUGGUAUGUUGGUGGGGUUGAUUGUUGCAAUUUUGGCCGUCAUUGUUGGUGCUCUAGUAAUCAAUGUAGCUUGGAAUGAGUGGCUCAUUCAACAACAUCCCCCAACAUCAUAUUGGAAGGUGCGGAUCUUAAAGGACAAUCCUAUGUUAUAUUAUUUUUUGUUCGUUCGUAAAUAGGUUUGUGUUUUCACUUUUCACCAAACUUUUUCUUGUACAUUUUAGUUUUUCUUUAGGGUUUAGGAUAAUGGUUUAUGAUCCUACAAAGUUUUAGUUUAUCUAAUUUUCUUUUAUGUAGCAAAAGAGAAUACAAAUACAAAGAUAUA